This is a messenger RNA of Cylicocyclus nassatus, 921 nucleotides long. Lineage: Eukaryota; Metazoa; Nematoda; Chromadorea; Rhabditida; Strongylidae. The record is from the annotation of a GenBank genome assembly.
AUGUCCAGUAGUUCAUCCACCCAUUCAUCUCACCUCGAAAAUAUAGCAAACGCAGGAAUUAUUGCAACGCUGAGCGUUUUCGGGCUGUUCUCCAAUACUGCUGCAAUAGUUGCGGUCCUUUAUAGCCCCAUACUGCGGAACGCAUUUGGUAGACUUUGUCUGUCGCAUAGUUUUUGCAACUUGGGUGUACUUCUGAUCUCUACUUUUUGGCUGGCUCCUAACACAUUCAGGGAGAGGAAAUUAUCCAUCGAAGUUGUGGACAAGAUUAUGGGUCUAAUUAACACUUUGUUGUGGUAUGUAUGUAUUUAUUCUCACUUUGCAAUCUCGUUGAAUCGUGUAGUUGCUCUUAUUAUGCCACUGCAAGCCGAGCUUCUUAAUCGUAAAAAAUCCAUCUGGUUGGUUCUUGUCGUCUGGCUAAUCGGUUUCUGUCACAUUACGCCGUUCUUCUGGGGUGAAACGUGCUACAUCCACUACGAAACAUCAGUGUGGAUGUGGUUGUUCGCUGAUACCACAUGCGGAAACUUUUUAUCCACGUACAUUGAUAGCUAUACUGGCUUUGUCUUGUUGAGCGCUACUAUAGUACUCGAUAUCAUCAGUGUUAUAAAACUCAAGGGUAUUCAGAAAAGGCCAGUAACAACGACAAAUUCUAUGCAGAGGAAAAGACAUGAAGUAGAAAGGAGAUUCUUAAAGCAGACACUUUGCCAAAACUUAUUGUUUCUUUAUGCCAUCUUGAGUUACUACUACGUCUCAACAAGGCUCACCAACCACUGGGCAUUAUUUUGUUCUACCACGCUUCCGGGGUUGCUUUUACAUGCUUUUGAUGGGUUCAUCAUAGCUGUAUUUCAUUUUCAUUUAUCUUAUCUGAAGUCAACCUUCGAUCUUGCACAGAAGGCAAUAAAAGUUAUCGCUACAAAACCAUGA